Molecule: messenger RNA, 1393 nt
Organism: Oreochromis niloticus (Nile tilapia)
Lineage: Eukaryota; Metazoa; Chordata; Actinopteri; Cichliformes; Cichlidae
Exons: 9
Coding region: 1-1134 (377 amino acids)
Cellular component (GO): plasma membrane
Molecular function (GO): transmembrane signaling receptor activity
Source: RefSeq, a predicted model, not a curated record
AUGAGGAAGUAUGUGAGGCUGGUGCUGGACAAGUAUGAGGGCAGAGAGACGGUGGUGAGGUGUACGAUAGGAGUGACAGGUCGGAGCAUCAGAAGUCUCAUCAAGUCUGACUCUGGACUUUACGCCUGUGGUCUGGGACGAUAUCGAUCUUCAUACCAGUUCACACAAUUUGGAAUUGUUGUUGCUGAAGCACUGCUGGAUGGAAACGAUGAUCCUGCUCAGCUGAAACACUUCAAUAAAGAAACUGGAAGCUCUCUCACAGUCGGAUGUUACUUUGCAGACUCUGGAAGGAGGAAGUACUUCUGCAGGGAAGAAUGUAAAAGAGAUGACAUUUUAAUUGAGACUCAGGGUAGCAGAGCUCAGAGAGACAGAUACAGUGCUGAAUAUGAAGAAGAAUCUGGUACAAGUGGUAUUCUGUAUGUGACCAUUAAACAGCUGAGGGAGUCUGACUCAGGACGGUACAGAUGUUACGUGGACAGAUCCUUUAGUACUGAUCCAUACAGAGAGUUUGAGAUUACUGUCACAGCAGCAGUCCUCCCAUCAGCCCCCACACCUCCAUUAACUUUCACUGGAACCACUGAGCAGUCUGAGAGGACAGCAUCUACAGUCCUCCCAUCAGCCUCCACACCUCCAUCAACUUUCAAUGGAGCCACUGAGCAGUCUGAGAGGACAGCAUCUACAGAUGUGGUGCUGUUUGUGGGUCUGACUCUGGCUGUCAUCAUCAUCCUGUUAUCAGUGUCGGUGCUGAUAUUCUGCAAGUACAGAUCAUCUAAACCAAAGGAUCAUCCUGUGGGAACUGAACGUGAUGCUGUCACAGAGACCAACACAGUGUAUGAGAAUAUCCGAGCAGAGGGCAGACACAGCAGAUCUCCUCCUUACUCUUAUGCCAAAUACACCAAACCGUCUGGAGUUGAAAGCAAUGAUGACCACAGCUUGGUCACUGCAGCCACUUCUCAGCACAGAACUGAAGAUGACUCGAGCAAACUCACCUACUCUGUGGUGAAUUUUUCCAAGAAGAGCAGUGACUCUGCCAACAGCACGUCCUGCAGUAACACCAGUGAAGUUAUCUACUCCGAGCCUCGGGUUAAUGCAAACCACUCCGGAGGUGAUCCAUUGUACUCUACUAUAACCUAGCUUUAGCUCCUGUGCUGGUGGCACAGUUUAUUUCUCACAGUGUUCAAAAUGAAGCAGCGCUUCCAUCAAAAUCUGAAGAUUCAUCCUUCCAUCCAUUUUCUUAUCUGGAGCCUUGUCACAGGGGCCCAGACCCAGAGAAGCCCAGACCUCCCUCUCCCCAGCCGCCUCCUCCACCUUAUCUAGGGGAACACCAAGUUGUUCCCAGGCCAGCUGAGAGAUAUAAUCUCUCCAACGUGUCCUGGGUCUGCCCCGGGGCCUU